Messenger RNA from Pseudogymnoascus destructans, 2895 nucleotides. It is a transcript of the gene NOP14, whose product is annotated as nucleolar complex protein 14. Gene Ontology annotation, biological process: maturation of SSU-rRNA. Gene Ontology annotation, cellular component: small-subunit processome; nucleolus; Noc4p-Nop14p complex. The coding region runs from base 26 to 2788 and encodes 920 amino acids. NCBI's taxonomy places the organism in Eukaryota, Fungi, Ascomycota, Leotiomycetes, Thelebolales, Thelebolaceae. The transcript has 2 exons. The record is from RefSeq and is a predicted model, not a curated record.
UGGCAAAUCACCACCCACCACAACAAUGCCUCCUUCUCAGCUCAAGAGGCUUAAGGCUUCUCUCCGAGAGCAGGGUAUCGUGGGACCUCAGCAAUCAAAAAGUCAAAAGAGAAAAAAUGCCCAAAAUGGCACGAACAAGGAUAAGAGGGUCAACCGGACCGCCGCUCUUACUGGCAUCCGCGAGCAAUUCAAUCCCUUCGAAAUUAAAACAAACGCAAGGGGUCCGAAGUUCGAGGUUACAAACUCGAGAACAGUCGGCGGCGCAUCAGGAUCAAAGAGUGUGAAGAACCGACCUGGUGUGACGAAGGGAUUGGGCGAGGAAAACCGUCGAAGAACUCUUCUUGUGGAGAUGCAACGACGUAAUAAAGUUGGAGGGAUCAUGGAUCGACGUUUCGGAGAGAACGACUCUUCUAUGGCACCUGAGGACAAGAUGCUGGAGCGAUUCACACAGGAAAUCCAAAGCCGACACAAGAAUAGCUCCGCGUUUGAUUUGGAAGACGAUGAUUACGGAGAUGGACUUGGCCUUACCCAUAUGGGGAAAUCUCUGUCUCUCGAUGGACCCGAUUUUGCAGACGACUUUGAAGAAGACGACUUGGAGUUGUCUGACGCCGAAGAUCAUCCAUCGGACGAAGAACGCCAAACGUUAAAGAGGCGGAGGGGCUCAGACGCAGGCGCUUCAGAGGAUGAAGAUGCAGAGGACCUGCCAGAACGUAAGAAGUCCAAGCAAGAAGUUAUGAAGGAACUUAUUGCCAAAUCCAAACUCCACAAAUAUGAACGUCAGCAAGGAAAGGAUGACGAUGAGGAUAUCCGAGAAGAGCUGGACAAAGAUAUGGCUGAGAUUCAGGCCUUAUUAAGAGGAGUCCGACGUCCACCUGCGCCAAGGCCGGCCGAGGUCGCUGGAAUGAACCCAGAUAGGGCAGCGCUACUAAAUGGUACGGACAAGAUUAAGUUCGAUAAAGAGUAUGAUCUUCGUCUGCGCCAGUUGGCUCAAGACAAGAAGUCGGUACCAACAGAACGCUCAAAGACAGACGAGGAAAGACUUGCAGACGAAGCUAGAAAACUCCAGGAUAUGGAGAAGAGGAGGCUGCGUCGCAUGGAGGGAAAACAGGAAGAGGAGGAGGAAGCCAAGCCUAAUGCACAGGCUCCUGAAGGGGAUGAAGAUGUCUAUGAAGAGGAUGUUGACGAAUUUGGCUUGGGUGCUGGCAUUCAAGCUAAGCCCAGCCGGCCAACUAAUGAGGAGUUAGGGGUUGAAGACGAGGAUGUUUUCGUUCUUGAUGAUGAUUUAAUAGCAAGUGGCUCCGAUGCCGAUAUCUCCGAAGAUGAAAGUGCUUCUGAAAACGGAGAUGACGGAGAGGACGAGCCUGCGGAUGAUUUCCUGGAUGGUCUUCUUACAACUGAGGAGGCCAAAAGGCCUGAAUUUUUGACAGGAGCGAAUGCACCGAUUCCUGACAGGGACCUCCCGACGAACAAUGGGGUCAAUGGAAACCUUGCAUAUACGUUUCCGUGUCCAGAGGACCACUCUAUGCUACUCGAAAUCACCAAAUCAACCGACAUCCAAGAUCUACCUACAGUGGUGAGGAGGAUAAGAGCUCUUUAUCAUCCGAAGCUGAAGGCCGAGAAUAAGGGCAAGCUCACCAAGUUUACGGUUGCUCUUGUUGACCAUGUAUCAUACCUUGCGAACCAACCGGAACUCCCACCAUUUGAUGUCCUGGAGCAAGUCAUUCGACACAUCCAUUCAUUGGCAAAGACCUACCCCAUCGGCACUGCGAAUGCUUUCCGCAAACACUUGGGAGAGCUCCACGAAACUCGUGCUCUGGCACCAACCCGCGGAGAUCUGGUGCUUCUCACUGCCAUCAGCACUAUCUUCCCAACUUCGGAUCAUUUCCACCAAGCAGUUACUCCCGCGAUGUUGAGCAUUGGCCGCUUCCUUGGCCAAAGGAUUCCUCAGAAUCUUUCGGAUUAUGCCACUGGCAUGUAUCUAGCUACACUAGCGAUCCAGUAUCAAAACUUCUCAAAGCGAUACGUCCCCGAAGUCGGCGCCUUCCUCCUAAACACGUUGUGUGCCCUUGGGCCUACAAAGAUGGGUAAUGUUCCAGCCAACUUCCCCUACCACGAGCCAAAGUUCGACUCUCGUCUCGACGCACUUCCAGAACAGAAGACAAGAAUGUUGACUCUAAUGGACUGCUCGAUCCAAUAUCUCUCACCAGAGGAUGAAAACCAACUCAAAGCCGCCUUGUUGGAAACAAGCAUCAAGCUUUUCGAUGCAGCGGCAGAUGUCUGGACUGAAAAGUCUGGGUUCCCAGAGACCUUCUCCCCUGCGUUGAAAGUUCUGAAACACCUGGGAAGCAAGGCAUGCCGUGAACAUCUCCCACGCAGCACUACUGCUUGUGUGACGAGAACAUCGACCAAGCUCACCUUACUACUCAACCAGGCGCGCCUCUCACGCCGCCCACUCGAGCUCCACCACCACAAACCCCUCGCCAUCAAGACCUCCAUACCUAAGUUCGAGGAGUCCUUCAACCCCGACAAGCACUACGAUCCUGACCGUGAGCGUGCCGAGUCCUCCAAGCUCAAGGCUGAGCACAAGCGCGAGCGCAAGGGCGCCAUGCGCGAGCUCCGCAAGGACGCGAACUUCAUUGCUCGUGAGAGCCUUAAGGAGAAGAAGGAGCGCGAUGCUGCGUAUGAGAAAAAGUACAAGAGACUUAUUGCGGAGAUUCAGGGCGAGGAGGGGAGAGAGUCGAAGCAGUACGAGAGGGAGAAGGAGCAUAGGAAGAAGUCGAAGAAGUGAGCGUGGAAUGGGGGGAAGGCGCGUGGUGUUUGAUGGGCGGUUUCUGUAGAUACCCUACUCCUGGAGAGGAGAUAUUGAAUAGCAAGGGAAUACUAGAGACUUGUGGU